Salvelinus fontinalis (brook trout) is the source of this 1074-nucleotide messenger RNA. RefSeq lists its product as uncharacterized. Lineage: Eukaryota; Metazoa; Chordata; Actinopteri; Salmoniformes; Salmonidae. The record is from RefSeq and is a predicted model, not a curated record. The transcript has a single exon. Gene Ontology annotation, molecular function: microtubule binding; calmodulin binding. Gene Ontology annotation, cellular component: microtubule. Gene Ontology annotation, biological process: microtubule cytoskeleton organization. Bases 1 to 1074 code for a protein of 357 amino acids.
AUGUACACCUCUCUCUUUGGUCUCUCCCUGAAUACACUGUGGACCUUCAACCAUGAUAACAUCUCUGGGAGGAAAGUCAAUGCAGUCCAGCGUGGCUACAGAGUGCCACAGCCCAGUGUCCAGCGGGGCUACAGAGUGCCACAGCCCAGUGUCCAGCAGGGCUACAGAGUGCCACAGCCCAGUGUCCAGCAGGGCUACAGAGUGCCACAGCCCAGUGUCCAGCGGGGCUACAGAGUGCCACAGCCCAGUGUCCAGCAGGGCUACAGAGUGCCACAGCCCAGUGUCCAGCAGGGCUACAGAGUGCCACAGCCCAGUGUCCAGCGGGGCUACAGAGUGCCACAGCCCAGUGUCCAGCAGGGCUACAGAGUGCCACAGCCCAGUGUCCAGCGGGGCUACAGAGUGCCACAGCCCAGUGUCCAGCAGGGCUACAGAGUGCCACAGCCCAGUGUCCAGCGGGGCUACAGAGUGCCACAGCCCAGUGUCCAGCGGGGCUACAGAGUGCCACAGCCCAGUGUCCAGCGGGGCUACAGAGUGCCACAGCCCAGUGUCCAGCGGGGCUACAGAGUGCCACAGCCCAGUGUCCAGCGGGGCUACAGAGUGCCACAGCCCAGUGUCCAGCGGGGCUACAGAGUGCCACAGCCCAGUGUCCAGCAGGGCUACAGAGUGCCACAGCCCAGUGUCCAGCGGGGCUACAGAGUGCCACAGCCCAGUGUCCAGCGGGGCUACAGAGUGCCACAGCCCAGUGUCCAGCGGGGCUACAGAGUGCCACAGCCCAGUGUCCAGCGGGGCUACAGAGUGCCACAGCCCAGUGUCCAGCAGGGCUACAGAGUGCCACAGCCCAGUGUCCAGCAGGGCUACAGAGUGCCACAGCCCAGUGUCCAGCGGGGCUACAGAGUGCCACAGCCCAGUGUCCAGCAGGGCUACAGAGUGCCACAGCCCAGUGUCCAGCAGGGCUACAGAGUGCAACAGCCCAGUGUCCAGCAGGGCUACAGAGUGCCACAGCCCAGUGUCCAGCAGGGCUACAGAGUGCCACAGCCCAGUGUCCAGCGGGCCAGGAGGCAGUGCGUUACAUAG